AGUCACAGGAUUGGUAGAGUUCAGCGCCAAACUUGUUGACUCAUAACUGAGCAGAUCCUCUCCAUCCUUCACGGCGCGGAGCUGUCCAGGGCCAGUGGUGCUGAAACUGCCAGCUUCCGACGCGCCGGUGGAGUCAUCUCCCCCCCUCCCCCCCCCCCCCCCGGUUUGAUUGCUCCCACCGAGCCUUUUGAAAGUUACAUGCGCGUUGAUUUGAGCGUCACUUGACGGAUAUUCAUCCACCGCUCUAUCCAAGAGCGCAUCAAAGCCUUCAACUUCUCAGCCGAUCAAAUAGAGGACUCUCCGAGGCGCAGCCAUGGCUUUCAUGGUAAAAAACAUGGUGGGAGGACAGCUGAAGAACCUGACAGGCGGACUGACGGAGGAGAAACCCGAAGCAGAGAAAACAGACGCCGCCGCGCAGGGGAUGACUCAAGAGGAAUUUGAACAAUAUCAGCAACAGUUAGAGGAGGAAAAACAAGAACGAGAAGCCAAUUUUGCACAGAAGAAAGCGGAGAGAGCCACACUCAGAAGUCAUUUCCGGGACAAGUACAGACUACCGAAGAACGAGGUCGAUGAGACUCAGAUCCAGCAGGCGGGGGACGAUGUGGUGUUGCCCACAGAGCUGGCCAAGAUGAUCGCUGAGGACAACCAGGAGGAGACGCACAAGCAGUCGGUGCUGGGCCAGCUGUCCAACAUCCAGAACGUGGACAUCGACCAGCUGAAGGACAAAGCCCAGGCCACACUGGAAGACCUCAAAAAGCAGACGGAGAAUUGCAGUCUCAUGUGAUGUGGCCGACUUCUAAGUCCCCCGAAGAUCAGAGUGUUACUUGUACAAAUGUUUUUCAAAAGGCAGAGCUGCUCUGGAGGUAGACAUAGCUUCAGUAGAAUGUCUUUGGCAGAGCCACAUAUAUAAUAACAGUCAGUCAGAAGCCCUGCAGAGAACAAAGUAAAGGAUGAGGAAGCUGGAAUCUGGGGCUCGAGUUUCUAACGGGAAAAUAAUUCAUUGUUGCCAUAACGUCAUCGAGGUGAGCUAGUUCACUUAGCUCUCAGGUCGACCUUCAGAGAAGUCAUGAAUGUCAUCUGCACUCAACCAGUGAGAUUAUUUCUGCCUUUAGAGCGGCUCGUCUUCUGAGAAAUAUCUAUUAAAUCCUUUACUCUCUUCAUACCCUAAGCCCCCCCCUCCCUGUGCCUCACGUGACCAGUGAUAACACAAUACGAUUCUGCAGCAGAGGUUUCAGACGUGUGCGUGUGAGUGUGUGUGAGUGUGUGAGUGUGUGUGAAAUGAAAACACACGUGCACAGGGCUCAUGUGAGGAGGCCGUGUGUGUGUGUGUGUGUGUGUGUGUGUGUGUGUGUGUGUGUGUGUGUGUGUGUGGUGUUGAAUUUGGGAAGAUUUGUCAUUUAUUUGAGGAAAAAUAAGACGAAGGAGCCGUUUGUGGGGUGAUUUAUAUUCCACGUACAAAAGCACAAGAUGGGCAAUAUUCAUGGAGAGCAACAAAUGAGGCAGGUUUUUGUCAUAAGUAGCUUACUGAUGUUGGCCCCCCGGUGCCCUGAUUAAAGCUCCCUGUGAGCUGCAUUAAUCUGAGUUAUAAGUCUUUUCCUAGACCUAUCAGACAUAUCAUUAUAGAGGCUUUUUCUUUUUUAAAUAGCUUUCUUCGUACUUCAGCGUGCCUUGGACGUCCGUACAAGGUUGUCUUCUUUAAAGCUCCAACAUCUGUAAGCUACUUUUCACGAAGACGAAGCCUUCUUAUUUCUUACUUCUAGUUUUAUUAAAAGCAACAAAUAAUGUGUGAGCAAUGAUGUCUAAGAUGUGCUAUGUAAGAAAUGUAACCAUCAUAGGGAGCGACUCUGUGCUUCAUCCAGAGGUUAUCGAGCGAACGCUGCUCAGACGAGAGAUGUAGAUGCUUCAGAAGUCGUUUCCUUUGUUGGAAACACAACAUAAUGGAAAUGGCACAAAUAUGUCAAAGUGUGUUAACUGUGGUGUGAGUAUAAAUCCACAUACCGAUAUUCAUGUUGUGUAAGAUGUAAAUGUAUCUGCUGUUUGCCUACACCGUCCACUGCGGGCCGUUCUUCUCUGUUUCCAUCAACUCGCUGGGUAGUGUUGUCACAUGACCUUUGACCUGUCCUCCGUCUCAAUGACCCCUGGUGGUGCCGUUUUGUGCUGGUGGAUUCGUGUUGUUUACGAUGUGAUACGUCAAGUGGUGUCUUUGUAAAAAAAAAAAAGAAACCGUGUCCUGUGGCUGAGAGUGCUGGUCUUAGUGUUACACAGUCACUGCGGGCUUUACUGCGUAACUCCAUGUUGUUUUCUAGCCAAACGUGAAGGCGCGUGCGAGUCGAGAGGGAUGUUGUUGAUGUUGUGCUAUAUCCAUAAACGCCGUUUGAUUUCAUGUAGCAGAAGGUGAUGUCAGCUUUCAUUUCAGAUCUGUCCCCGCCUUUCUUUGGGUAUUUAUAAGAGUACAUCUUUUAUCUUAAAAAGGAAAUAGUUUCCUCGCUGAAUGAAAGCUAACAGAUAUAUUCGUAACAUUUAGAUCAUAUAAAGCAUACAAGUCCUUUUAUAACAGAGCUACUAGAAUCUGUCAUGUGGGAACAUGAGACCAUAUUAACAGAUGGAACAGAAGCCAUAAAGAAAACUGCUUGCGUUGUGUGUGUGUGUGUGUGUGUGUGUGUGUGUGUGUGUGUGUGUGUGUGUGUGUGUGUGUGUGUGUGUGUGUGUGUGUGUGUGUGUGUGUGUGUGACUUGAAAUAAUAAUUCAACAACUCAAUAACAAUAAUAUACACGUCAUUUUCUUGUGUUCCAGGAGAUGUCUGCCAUGACACGCAGCUUCUUCUGGUUCUUUGGCCGUUUCUUUGUUUGACAUUAUCUCUUUCAUUCUGCCUCUGAAAGUCUUUCAGUGAUUUCUGAGUUUUAACUGCAAUAAAUUGAUUUUUAGGAUAAAAUGAA
Molecule: messenger RNA, 2936 nt
Organism: Cottoperca gobio
Lineage: Eukaryota; Metazoa; Chordata; Actinopteri; Perciformes; Bovichtidae
Gene: cplx3b
Product: complexin 3b
Exons: 3
Coding region: 314-784 (156 amino acids)
Biological process (GO): regulation of neurotransmitter secretion; neurotransmitter transport; synaptic vesicle exocytosis
Cellular component (GO): SNARE complex; terminal bouton
Molecular function (GO): syntaxin binding
Source: RefSeq, a predicted model, not a curated record